Molecule: messenger RNA, 3815 nt
Organism: Malus domestica (apple)
Lineage: Eukaryota; Viridiplantae; Streptophyta; Magnoliopsida; Rosales; Rosaceae
Molecular function (GO): phosphoprotein phosphatase activity
Source: RefSeq, a predicted model, not a curated record
UCUGACCGUUAAGAGAGAGAACAGAGUCUUACAGAGGAAGAGAUAGGAAGAGAGAGGGAGAGGGGGUCAGCUUUCUCUACAGUGGGGUGCUGAGGAGGCUGUGGCAGUGUUGUGGCGGCAUGAAAGCUUUCUGAUACAUUAGCGACAGUUCGACACAGUUUUUGGAAAACUUCAAAAAGCUUGGAGCUUAGAUUGCUAAUCAUCAAUACUAUGAAUCUUUGAUUAGAUACCCCAGACAGAGAUACGUGGACCCCACUACAAACUAGAGUUAAGAUUGUGGUGCACAUCACAAGUACAGAUCAAAUGCCAUCUUUCAAGAUGAAGGCUCAAUCAAGCAUGGGAUGUUUACGAGAAAAAAAUGGUCUCCGUGUAUGUCAAAGGUCAAGUGUGAUUUCCAAGAAUUCUCAUGCUAGGAAAUCAGAACAUUCAGAAGAUUUUGACACUUGUAAUAAUUGUCAGGAGGUUUCUUCAAGCACACAAGUUUCUACUAUAGAAAUUGGAAGUGAUGAGGCAAUUGAACAUCAGGAACUUCUGGGUGAACAAACUGGUCAAAUUCAGAAGCAGUCAUGUGAUUCUCCCACCAAAAGAAUGGACUCCUGUCAGGCCUGCCCAUCAGACAUAAAGACAAUUUUCUCUCCUGCUUUGGAGUCGAGUGAAGUGAACGGCGAACAAAAUAGUGAACCACAUGCUGACAUUGAUGCAGUGUUAGGAGCUGGUGACAGUGAUGAUAACGGACGUUCAUGUGAUAAUCGAACUUGUGAUGUAUCAGAUUUCUACAUUUCUGACAUGAUAAUAUCAAGCUUACCCUUCGACGAGAAUGCAUUUCAUGAUGAUAUAAGUGAAAUGAAUUGCUUCCAAGACUACAAAUCAGCUGAACCAAAUAUGUUUUUUGAUGUGUCUGAGCAAUACAUGAUGUUGCCUUUCCUAGAAGACACAAUCAGAAGCAGUAAUUUUAAUACUAAUGAUGACAAAUCAUGUGAAGAAGCCAUGAUAGAUACAAAUUGUGCUGAAAUGUAUUUGGGAAUUGGUCAGAUGAGCCCCUGCAACCUGGAAACGGUUGUUAACUCUUCUGACUCAGAUCAGGCAGAGUCCUUUGAUCCACAGUUGUUCAUAAAAAACUUACCAGAAUUAUCAGAGGUGGUAUCAAAUUAUCAACCCAACAUAUUGCCCGAGGAAGCUUCAAAAAGAAAGUCUGUAACUCUUGUACUUGAUUUGGAUGAAACACUGGUUCAUUCUACAUUGGAACAUCGAGAUGACGCAGACUUCACAUUUACUGUCUUUUUCAACAUGAAAGAGCACACGGUAUAUGUGAAGCGGAGGCCUCACCUGCAAACUUUCUUGGAGAGAGUUGCAGAAAUGUUUGACGUUGUUAUUUUUACUGCCAGCCAAAGCAUAUAUGCAGCGCAGCUUCUUGAUAUAUUGGAUCCAUGUGCAAAGUUUAUAUCUCGCCGAGUUUAUCGUGAAUCAUGCAUUUUCUUGGAUGGCAGUUACACUAAAGAUUUGACAGUUUUGGGUGUUGAUCUUGCGAAAGUUGCCAUAAUUGAUAAUACUCCACAGGUCUUCCGCUUGCAAGUUAAUAAUGGAAUUCCUAUAAAGAGUUGGUUUGAUGAUCCGUCUGAUAGUGCUUUGAUUUCGUUACUUCCCUUCUUAGAGACCCUGGUUAAUGCUGAUGAUGUUCGUCCUAUAAUUGCCAAAAAAUUCGGUUACAAGGAAUAAGAGUCACUUGCCUUCUCACUUGCUUGAAUAUAGAAGCUCAUUGCCCCCUCUCAUCCUUUUUAGCAAAUAUUGGCCUCUAAUCUAGAUGCUCAUCGUUCUUUUUCUUUUAAGCUCAUGAGAUAAAUAGCUAUAGAAUAAGCUCUUACUUUACCUUUUGUUAGCGUGCUGGUUCUUGUUCCCUUAUUUUCUGCGUUUCAGCUGACAACACUGUGGAAUGGGUUGUCUGAUUUUUGUUCAAAGGUAAUUGUAGAGAAAGUCUUAUUUAUCCUUAUUGUAUAGUUUUAAGUUUUGCUUAUCAGGGUGUACACAUGGGAAAAUUUAUCUAUACAAUCUUGGUCUUUAAUUGGGAUGCUCCACUUUCUUUUCACUUGAUCUCGUGAGAUUUAGUUAUGCAAUUAAAUCUUCUUUUCCUUAUUGGCUGUCAGCUCUUCGAUCCUGUUUCCUUGUUUUCUUCCUUUCAGCUGACAACACUGCAGAAUAGUUUGUUAGUUUUUGUUCCAAGGUAACUGUAUGGAAUGCCUAUUUUGCUCUUAUCAAACAAUUUUAAGUUGCUUUCUACGGUAUGCAUGAACGCUAUAAUUCUUGAAAACGUGACUUCUUACUGACUUUUGCCGCAUAUAUCACACAGCUUUUGAUACAUUGUCUUAAAUAAAUAACAUUAACAAUGCAAGUAUGCUAGCACUUGAAAGCUGGAACUUUGGGCUUGAUCUGGUCAUUUUUAACUCUUAAUAUUUUGUUAUACUUUCCUUUAAUUAUAAGAUUAUGUUUCGUAGAAAAGUAAUUAAUAUCUUGUGUAAAAACUCAAAGUUGAGCCUGUGAUACUGCAUAUCUGUGAUUCUGUAGUAAAUAAACAGUUCAUAAAAAUUUAUACUGAGGAAAAAAAAUGGAAGUGCUACAAUAAUUAAUGGCAUUGAAUACUUUCUGAACUUAAAAUUAAGUCAUGCUUCUGAUGAAAUGAUUUCUCGUAUUAUGCUAAAAUGGAGUUGAGAACUUUUCUGUAGUUCUGUGAAGGUUUGGCCCUUCUGGAUAAGAAACAAGAAACAGGGAGGAACACAAAGAGGAGGACAAACUACUUGUGCAUCCUAUGUCUACAGGGCAUCAUGUUCCCAGAAGAUUUGUUCGUACGCUUUGAUGGACUGACUUUUUCUGGUUUACUAUGUUCUAGAAAUUAGUUUUUAGUUUCAUUUUCUUUUCCUGAAGAGUUUAAAUAACCGGAGCUCCAUUUCUCAAUUAAAUCAAAAUAGCUUGAAACGGAAAUGUGAGGGGAAGUGAUUUGACUAUGCAUCACAUCAAAUUAGGUAUUGUCAAUUUUGUUUUCUGAUUAGGAAUUCAAACCUUUGAAUAAUACAUCACAGAUUGUAUGUUUAAGUGAAUUAUAUACUAUGAUUCAAGAUUACUCUCGUAAAUAUAUUUAAGUGAACUAUAUGUACUGCAUGGUGGCAUAGGAAGUUCAGGUUAAGUAUAGGCAUGUUUCUACCCCACGAGGAUAUGGGGCAUGAAAUCCAGCAUUAUAAACUGAUUUAGGUCAUACUCUUCAUUAGAUGCUGAACUGACUGACCUCUUAAAUGGAAAACCGUCGUGAGGAUGCUUGUUUUUUGUGCAUACAAAGAUAAUGCAUGAAGUAUUGACAGGAUCGGCCUCCUGCAUAGUUUUCUGCUAUCCUGUUGAGAGGGCUGUGCAGAUAGUGGAGACAAAAAGGGUUCGAAUAUCAGAGAGAUUAGUUGGGUUUUUAAAUUAGCUUGACUAACACUGCUGUUCUUGAUCUUCUGCAAAUUUAGUCUCUUUGCGCUUUUACAACUUUGCAUGCGUUGUCUGCAGGUCACGCGGAGAACACUAACACAUUUUCUGGUAAUGUAAGUCAGUUGUCGAGUUCUGUUGCUAGUUACUUCUUGAUAAGUCUGUAGAGACUUGUAUUAUAAAAGCAUAGAAUUUUACUUCAAGUGACGUUUGCAACGGGUGGUUGUGUAAUUCCUGUUUAGAUAAUCGCAGUCUUUUCCGUUCGUUGCUUCCCCCUUCAUUUGCUUGUUUCAUACUUGCCAAUGGCUAUGAUUAUCUUGAAUAUAAAUACAAGUAUAGCUGCUGCUGGUUGUUUUCUUUUA